Rangifer tarandus platyrhynchus (Svalbard reindeer) is the source of this 1035-nucleotide messenger RNA. Lineage: Eukaryota; Metazoa; Chordata; Mammalia; Artiodactyla; Cervidae. The record is from the annotation of a GenBank genome assembly.
AUGGGUGGUUGUCGGGUUUUGGGUCAGGCCUGGGGUGGCUGGCGGCGGGGUCUGGGGAUCCGUGCAACGCCCACAGCCGCAGGCUUUGGCACCAAGGCCCGGCAUCAGCUGCAACGUCGAGGCGCCAGCAAACCGUCGGAUCCCCCGGGUGACCAGCCUUUCCCAGGACUACUGAGACCAGAGACCUUCAGUCGGGAAGAACUGGUCGAUGUAUUGAGGGCGGCUGUGGUGGACCGUAAAGGACCUCUGGUGACACUGAACAAGCCACAGGGUCUGCCAGUGACAGGAAAACCAGGAGAGCUGACGUUGCUGUCAGUGCUGCCAGAACUGGGCCGGUCCCUGGGGCUCGGGGAGCAGGAGCUCCAGGUUGUCCGAGCAUCUGGGAAGGAGGCCUCUGGGCUUGUGCUCCUCUCCAGUUGUCCCCAGACAGCAAGCCGCCUCCAGAAGUUCUUCACUCACUCACAGAGAGCCAGGAGACCCACAGCCACCUACUGUGCUGUCACUGAUGGGAUCCCAGUUACUUCUGAAGGGAAGAUCCAAGCAGCUCUGAAACUGGAACACAUUGAUGGGGUCCAUCUCGUUGUUCCAGUGCAAUCCCCAUCCCGAAAGGACAUCAUGGAAGGUGUCAAGAGGACCCUUAGCCACUUCCGUGUGGUUGCCACGGGCUCUGGCUGUGCCCUGGUCCAGCUGCAGCCACUGACAGUGUUUCCCAGCCAGCUACAGGCACACAUGGCCCUGCAGCUCUGCCCUGUGCUUGGGGAUCACACAUACUCUGCCCGCGUGGGCACUGUCCUGGGCCAGCGCUUUCUUCUGCCCGUCGAGAGCACCAGGCCCCAAAGACAGGUCCUGGAUGAAGCCCUCCUUGGCCGCCUCUGCCUGACCCCCUCCCAGGCCGCCCGGUUGCCCCUGCACCUCCAUCUGCACUGUCUUCACCUCCCAGGCGCCAGGCCCAGGGACCCACCCAUUGAGCUUCUGGCCCCUCUGCCCUCUUACUUCUCCAGGACCCUGCAGUGCCUGGGGCUCCACUACCAAUAG